CAAAUCUUCACUUGAUGUUUGUAUACAACGUGCUGCCCGCGCAUUUUGCAUUUUGCGUCUGUCCUCCAAACACGAUCGAUGGCGGAAGCAGACAUCAACCAAGCGGUGGCCAAGAUGAUGGAGUCCCUGGACAAGGGGACCUUCCGCCCUCUGCAGCGGAACGCCUACGUGUGCAGUGUCAAGUGCUUCGACAACAAGGACGUUAGCGCCGAACAACUGCAACACUGCAUUGAACGGUGCCAACAACCCAUGGCGCAAGUUCAGAACUACAUGAGCCAAGAAAUGCAAACCUUCCAAAACCGCUUGCAACGAUGCGCCAUGGAGUGCCAAGACCGCGCGAAAGAUUCCUUGUCUUCGCAGCCGUCCGAGUCCCAAAUCUCUGCUGCGCAAGCUGGCAUGGAGAAAUGUGUGUCCAAGUGUGUCGACGGACACAUCAAGUUGCUGCCGACGUUGAAGAAGCGCAUCGAAGAUACCGUUUCGUCAGCUGCCCAUUAAAGCGUACACAGGACUACUACUACUCUCUAUGAAUCUACACGACGACAGCAACAGCAGUAGCAGGCUCGCCAUGGUGCUGUCCUUGGAUAGAUGCCGCUUGGGCUUCCAUCUGCGCGUCGCGCUUCUUCCGUCGCUCGGCGCGCUGGACAUCGCGGCGUUUGAGAAAGUAGUCGUACGUGCCGUAGCCUUGCCACGACAAAUACACGUGGAAAGCGAGGAGGGUCGAGUACAUGACGAGACAUGGCACCGACACAACGGCGGACACGACAAACGCGCUCUACAUCCGCGCCGUUGGUUUCUGCAUAUUCGUUUCGUUGCGACGUACCUGCGCUAGGCCGCGGACGGCUCCGUCAGUAGGUUGAUGCGCCGUGUAGUUCCAUGACGAGCAGUAGACAGACACGACAGCUUGCAGCAUGAACAAGAUGUUGCCGCACACAGCGAUCGUGAAAAACUGCGCAUAAUUCCGUCGCCCGAUGCACGUGUUCAACCUAGGAAGGAUGGAAUACGAAUGAAAA
Aphanomyces astaci is the source of this 1010-nucleotide messenger RNA. RefSeq lists its product as hypothetical. The record is from RefSeq and is a predicted model, not a curated record. Gene Ontology annotation, cellular component: cytoplasm. The transcript is spliced from 3 exons. Bases 79 to 495 code for a protein of 138 amino acids. Lineage: Eukaryota; Oomycota; Saprolegniomycetes; Saprolegniales; Verrucalvaceae.